AUGAAGUUUCGUGCCAAGAUCACCAUGGGCUUUAUAGAGCUCCUCAUCCAGCUCAGCGGCACCAUAGCGAAGCUGGCAAAGGUCUGGCUCCGCGUGUGCCCAGACAAGCUGUGCUUCAGCUCCGCAGGCGCCACGCCCAUCCGCCAGACUUGGCUGUGGUGUGAGGUGUGGCUGGGAGCCCUUUUCCGCCAGUUUCACAUGGAAGGUGUUUCGAAAGAACUCAGUGAGAUUUAUCUGCAGCUGACUUAAGAGCAUUUGUUCAGAGCAGUGAGUAACGCGCGGAACUCUGCCUCCCUGAAACUCCGGCUGACUAACAAGCCCCCCCGCCUCGCGGUGGCGGUGUAGCUGGCGUCCUGCACAGGUCACACUCGUGUAGUGGUCCACGAUCUGCCUGUGAGGGUACUUCCCAGAAUAUUGUGGAAAGAUGGUCUGAAGCCCCGUGUCCGAGCCUGGGAUGUAAGCGUUUAUCUGCCAGCUGUGAAAACCCUAAGGAGCAUUGUGGAAAAGAUGGCAAACAUGGGUGAUUACAUGCUGGUGGAAGCAAAUCGAAAUGGUCAAAUGAACUUGAGUAUAGAAACUGAUAUUGUGUUUAUUAAAAGUUAUUUUAAAAAUCUUGGAAAUCCUCCAGAGUCUACUCUGGAUAUACCUGAAAACCGAGACCAGGAAAGGAUGGUACAAGUGUGGGUAGACAAAAGGAAGCUUCUGCAGUUUUUUGAGGGACUGCAGAUAAAUCCCACAAUGGCAGUAUGCAAUAUUUUGAGCAACACUCGUCUUCAUCUUGUUUUGGUUCAUGAAGAUGUCUCCAUUCAGUAUUCCAUUCCUGCCUCAUAA
This is a messenger RNA of Nycticebus coucang (slow loris), 831 nucleotides long. It is a transcript of the gene HUS1B, whose product is annotated as HUS1 checkpoint clamp component B. The record is from RefSeq and is a predicted model, not a curated record. NCBI's taxonomy places the organism in Eukaryota, Metazoa, Chordata, Mammalia, Primates, Lorisidae. Gene Ontology annotation, biological process: double-strand break repair via homologous recombination; meiotic DNA integrity checkpoint signaling; nucleotide-excision repair. Gene Ontology annotation, cellular component: nucleolus; checkpoint clamp complex; site of double-strand break.